UUGGCUUUAUAACGACUGAAAAAUAAGAUGGCAAGUUGUAUUGAAAUUUGAAAGUUGAAGGUGACGAUGACAAUUUCAGCCGUGCGAAGCAUUUUUAGAAGAUGAAUACUUAAAUUACAAAUUUACAACAAAGUAAGAACAAAGGAACGAUGAAAAGACCAGUUAUCUUUAAAUAUGCAUCAGUGAGUUGCCCAGCGAACAGAGUGAAGUGGUCCUGCUAAUUUUCCUUAUUUUUUUUAAACGGUGACGUUGAGUCAUUUCAUCUAUCUUAUAAUAUACAAUACCUUAUAACAUGAAAGGAAAGAAAUAUAUUUACGCUCACAAGUUCCAUAAACUGCCAACAGUGAGUGACUUGGAACUUGUUGAAGAAGAAUUACCUGCCCUUAACGAUGGAGAAGUUCUAGUUGAAGUAGAAUGUCUCAGCUUGGAUCCUUACAUGAGACCAUUUGCUGAUGCCUUAAAAGAAGGGGAUGUUUUGACGAAUUUUUUUGUAGCUGGACAUGUUAUACAGAGUAAAGAUAGCUGCUUUCCAAAUGGAACUCGUGUAGUUGGUCCCAUGGAUUGUAGGUCUCAUGCAGUCAUAUCUGGCAAGAAAUUAACAAAAAUGGAUUUUCUUCAAGAUCUUCCUACCUCUGUUGGUCUUGGAGCAGCUGGGAUGCCAGGAUUAACUGCAUAUAUUUGUUUAAUGAAUGUCCUCGAACCAAAAGAAGGUGAAACACUUUAUGUUAACAGUGCAGCUGGAGCAGUUGGUUCAAUUGUUGGUCAAAGCAAGAUUAAAGGAUGUCGUGUUAUUGGUAGUGCUGGUUCAGAUGAAAAAGUUGCUUUUCUUAAAAGUCUAGGUUUUGAUGAAGCAUUUAAUUACAAGACUGUAACAUCAGUUGAAGAUGAACUUAAGAAACUUUGUCCUGAUGGAAUUGAUAUGUUUUUUGAAAAUGUGGGUGGUCCAGGCUUUUCAAAGAUAAUAAAAUUGAUGAAACAGUUUGGUCGUGUAGCAGUAGUUGGAUCUGUUUCUACAUAUAACACCAACGAGCCUGUACUUAUUGAAGAGUUUUUAUGGCAGAUGAUUAAGAGCGUAGUAAAAAUUCAAGCCUUCAAUAUUUUUACGUGUCAGUCAGAAUGGUCAGCAAGAAGUGUAGAAUUGGUCAAGUGGAUCAAAGAGGGUAAAAUAAAGGUCAAAGAACAUGUCACAAAAGGAUUUGAAAAUCUUCCAAAAGCAUUUGUUGAGUUGUUUACAGGCGGAAACUUUGGGAAAGCUGUUGUUAUGGUUUAGACUAUGUUAUAUGUAUACUAUUACUGGUCUUUACUAAUGAUUGUGAUAUUUACGUAAACAUUGAUUUAUUCAAGGAUUGUCAACAAUAAUAUGGCAAUAAACUUCCAUCUUAUUUUUUUAUUUCUGCCGAAAUGGCUAGCUAUAUAUUCAUUACUAACAAAUCUAAUGAAAUUCCAUUUUUUGCCUUGUACUAAUCUGCAGUUUAAUUAAAACAGCUUAGUAUGUUUGACGAGACUCUAGUACUAGAAA
Molecule: messenger RNA, 1519 nt
Organism: Xenia sp. Carnegie-2017
Lineage: Eukaryota; Metazoa; Cnidaria; Anthozoa; Malacalcyonacea; Xeniidae
Product: prostaglandin reductase 1-like
Biological process (GO): prostaglandin metabolic process
Cellular component (GO): cytoplasm
Molecular function (GO): 15-oxoprostaglandin 13-reductase [NAD(P)+] activity; 2-alkenal reductase [NAD(P)H] activity
Source: RefSeq, a predicted model, not a curated record